Molecule: messenger RNA, 2832 nt
Organism: Drosophila willistoni
Lineage: Eukaryota; Metazoa; Arthropoda; Insecta; Diptera; Drosophilidae
Product: probable basic-leucine zipper transcription factor Q
Exons: 12
Coding region: 688-2739 (683 amino acids)
Source: RefSeq, a predicted model, not a curated record
UGUUUUGGUUUAUUUCCUAUAUAUUCAAAAUAACAUUCUGUUUUAUAAGAUUCGGCAAAAGUUCCCACUUAAACAACAAAAAAUAAGAAACCAAAAACACAUUUAAUUACAAAUUUUUGCACAGUUUUUCGAUAAAAUGUUAAUAUUAAUUUGUCAGGGUUAGUGCAAGAAUUUUAAUAUUUUGCAUUUAACCUUUACAACAAACCUUUGGCCCCUUGUCAAAAGAACUAAAGAAAACUUUGUGUGUGUGUUUUGUAAAACCGUAUAAAUAUAUCUUUAUCCAAAUAUCAUUUUCGCUAAUUUUCACACACAAAACUGCCCGCAAACGGCUUAGAGUGUAUAAAUUCUGUGCUCCUGCCCGAUGAGCUGCUUACUUUACUUGGCCGACUGUUAGGAUAUCAGCAAGACCAGAGAGCGGCUGCAGAGCGCAAUCUCUGUACUGAAUUUCUAGCGGAUUCCGAGAGUUUACAGAUCGUUAAUGUCCUUCCUGUUAGAGAUUGUGCAUGUGUAAAUGACGCUAAUAACAAUCGACAAUUAUCCCUGGAACAAUCAGGGAGGUCAUUGCAACACCGAGCAAGCAAUCAUUGUAUCACACGGGACAGGGCACAGAAUGCACCAUCAUCUUCAUUAUUCAUACAACAAACGCCCUAUAGCUUACACCAGUAUCCAAACAAUAACAGCCAACAGAUGCCUAUGCAAGAAACGCUGCAAAUGAUACAUUCCCAAUCAAUUCACACUCAAUCACCAAUAUGCGACAACAUGCAAAAGCUAACCAUGCAACAACAGCAGCAGCAACAGCAGAACCCCCUCUUACAAAAGGCUAAAGCAUUUAAUCAAUCAUUUUUCACUCAGCCAUCACAAGAUCGUCAUGUUACACGUUCACGGAGUGCUCCACCUGCAUCCACAACACGCGAGUGUCAACGUGGCAUGUCCAAUUUCUGCUCACCAGAGGGAUCCGGGAAUUUCGUAGGUCUUCAAUGUUCGAGCGUCAAUCAAUCGGUCAUAGAAGCAGAACAAGCAAGAGCAACACCUUUAAACGAAGUAGUGUCACAACAACUGCAAAAACAACAAAGGCAAUCCAAAAUGCCCGUUAAUCAAACGUCUUGCUUGGCCAAUGCACCUGGUGGGAAUCCAUACCAGAUGAGCCAAAGCCAUGAUCAGCAAAGCAGUUUAAACAAUACAACUUGCUGCAGUGCAAACAACGAAAGCACUAAUUUGGGUAUCAACUAUGGCAGCUGGCAGCAGCAGCAGCAACAACUGCAACUGCAACAACAAUAUUACCAACAGCAGCCGCAACAUCUUUGUUGUCAGCAACAACCGAAACAACUGCAACAAUAUCAGCAACAACAACCGCAAUAUUAUCAUUUUCAGCAGCAACAACAUCAUCAUAUUCCAUAUCAGCAGCAGCAGCAGCAGCAGGAACAUUGUUUAAACAAUAAUGAGAGUUUUAAUCGAUUUGAACCGCAUCUCAAUAGCACAAUGAUAGGUCAAGAGUCGCCAUGGCUACCAGAUACAAAUUGCAUUCAACGUCCGCUUGCGAACAGAAGUUGCAUGCCACAAGCACAACCAUAUCGACCACCAUCGCUGGGAGAAGCAACACCAACACCAACACCAGGACCAACAGCAACAAACACUCAACGAUGCAAUGCAACAUACAAGCCGCUGCCUCCAUCGACCAGGAUGAUGCAACCGCCAACACCAUCGAACAGUUGUGGUCAAAGGAUGAUGGGUACGCCAAAGAUGACUCAACAACGCUUGCGGUCUGAUAAUAGGUCGUUCGAUGAGACGAGCUACAUGCAGUUACCGAUGCCAUCGAAACAACAACAACAACAGCAACGCCAACUGCCCCAGUCCCAGUGUCAGCCCCAGGUAACUUUUCGGAGUUGUCCAAUAUCGACGCCACGCCCAAAGACAUCAACAGGAUCGCAAUGUUGCACACAACCAAUUCAGUCGCAGGGACCACACUUUCAAUCGCCGAUGGCCAUGAAUCAAAGUCUCCCAGCACAAAACUCUUUGUGUCCGUCAGCAACUUCAUCACCAAGAGGAUCACGUUCCCCACAAACAUUCGAAAUGUCCACAUUUAUUGAGGAACGUUCUCAAUCCCAGAUAAAUUCAAACGAUUUGACACCCGAAGAACGUUUCGUUCAACGAACUAAAUCUCUCUUUUUUGACAUUUUGGUCAAAGAUCACACUUGUCCCGGCGUCAUACAGGAGACUCUCGAUGGCAAAGAGGACUUUAAUGCAUAUGCCUUUGAGAUAGCCUUCUGCGGUAAUGUACCCAACAAACCCAAGCCCAUUGAUCCCAUAUCCAUUAUAGAAGCUAUAAAGUUACGCAUCGAUUAUGAACGCACAGAGAUACGUAAGAAUCAUUCUGCAAACACGAGUACCAAUAGUGAUUUGGAGAAACCACAUAAAGAUCAGUCAAGAGAUCGCAGAUUGCCGCGUACUCCCAGUCAACAGAGCAGGGAUCGAAGUGGACGUGCACCAUCCGAGGGCAAAGGACGAAGACGACGCUCUGGCGUAACAGAAGAAGAUAUUGAUAACCAUUUUGCUGGUAAAAAUAAAUCUGAAGUAAACGAUGCUGUGUGUGCCUUCCUGCAAGCCGAAGCGGAAUAUCGCAGUACCAAUGUGGAAGGGCGCAAGGACUUUGAGGCCAAUGUCAAUGCAUAUGAGCCAAAAUUAAUGGGAAAGGAUAUAAAAACAAAUACCUACACAGCGACCACAAAACCCAUUGAUUGAUUGAUACGUGUAUUUUAUGAGAUUUUUUUUCUUUUGGAACUGAUUAGUAUUCUUUGCUAACAAAUAUAAAUCGGUAUAAUGUUAGAAAAACAA